AUGUCGAGUUCUGCCCACCCGAGAUUAGGACCAGAUAGACCGUCCCUAAUUUCACCCAUAUUCCAUGCUUCCGAGCUUGACACGAAGGAUCGCAUUUGUGCCGCUUUUACCGGGCGGGGAUCAUCGCUGGGACAAAACAGCCGAUUUUCUUUCCAUACGCCGCCCAAGCCUGACCCUGUCAAACAUAGCGAGACGGGCUCGCAACCCAGCCCGUCGUCGCUGCAUUUCACGCAGAAUCUCCAAUAUCUUGCCGCAGAGCUUGGGUUCAAACCCGAGUUCUUGACAUGGCCAAACGGCGCUUGGCCGCAUUCCGGCAAGGUGAUUAUUGCAGAAGACGUUGAAUGGGAUGUGAGCCCGCGAACGGGCGGCAUCGUACCUGUGAAGAUACAGGGCAAUGAGCGAAACGCCGUGGCAUACGAUGGCAUUGUGACUCGAUCUCCCCGUUUUGUGCUUGGAGUGCAGGGUGCGGACUGCCCUUCAAUAUUCAUGUACGCGCCUGAAUCCGGGGUGAUUGGCCUGGCGCAUUCUGGCUGGAGGCCACUGGUACGAGGCGUUGCGGGCAAUAUGGUUCAUGCAAUGAUCGGAUGUGGGGCACAAAAAAGUGAUAUAAAAGCGUAUAUCAGCCCUGGAGCAGGCGAUCAUUACAACCAGUUCCACUGGGGUGCUGAGAUGGAGCCACAUAUCCGCGAUGUAUUUGUUCAAGCUGGGCGUGAGGAUCUCCUCCAGGCAUCUGACCUGAGGCAUGAAAUGACUGAAGAGGAUAGACAACAAUUGGAGAUGGCUCUAGGCAAGGAAGUUUUGCCUGGGGCAUCGUUCAAGCUCACGGAAUUUGCCUCUUCUGAGCUCCAGCGCUAUGGUGUGAGUUCUAAAAAUAUCAUACAGAAUGAUGAUUCAACCAUUGUGACUCGACAAUAUCUACCAGAUGCCGUGGCAGACAGCAUGUUCCGAUAUCACUCAUAUCGCCGAGAGUGGCCUAAUCAUGGGCUUAGCAUGAGCGUCCUAUUCCUGAAACCUGGCGGGCGAAGCGAAGGGGAGACAUAA
Messenger RNA from Ophidiomyces ophidiicola, 1041 nucleotides. Its product is annotated as AP-3 complex subunit beta. Bases 1 to 1041 code for a protein of 346 amino acids. Lineage: Eukaryota; Fungi; Ascomycota; Eurotiomycetes; Onygenales; Onygenaceae. The record is from RefSeq and is a predicted model, not a curated record. Gene Ontology annotation, molecular function: copper ion binding. The transcript has a single exon.